UGUCUUCCCCAACCCGGCAUCCGUUUCCCCUCGCGAGAGCUCGAGACACCCCCCAUGUCGCGGUAGGAAGACCGUCCGAACCCUAACCCUAGCUCCAUCCACCGGCGUCCCCGUCCUCCUCCGGCCAUCCUCCAUGGACGCGAAGGACAUCCUCGGGCUCCAGAAGACCUCCUUCCCGUCCGCCCAGGAGAAGAAGUCGCGGCCGCCCAAGGAGCCGCAGCGCAAGCCCGAUGGCGUCUCGCGCGAGGUGUACGCGCUCACCGGAGGGGUCGGAAUGGCGCCGCUCAUGCCGACCAUCGAGGCCUCGCACCUGAAGCGCCGGCCUGCUGUCGAGAAGGAGAAGGUAGCAUGGCAGUGGCUACCUUUCACGUCAUCUGCACGAACUGACAAUCUGCAACUUUACCACUGGGUUAGAGUUGUAAAUAAUGUUCCACCAACUGGUGAUUAUGACUUUGCAAAAUAUAACACGAAGGUGGAUGUUCUUAAAUACACCGAUGAGGAGUAUGAGAAAUAUUUAACUGAACCUACAUGGAGCAGAGAAGAAACAGACCAGCUAUUUGAAUUAUGUCAGCGCUUUGACCUUCGUUUCAUAGUAAUAGCAGAUAGGUUUCCAACUGCUCGCAGCGUGGAAGAUCUAAAGAGCCGUUAUUAUUCAGUUACUAGGGCCCUUCUAAUUGCAAGAGCUCGAUCAUUCGAUGAAGUUGCUGGAAACCCUCUUGUGAAGGAAACCUUCAAUGCUGCUCAUGAGACCGAGAGAAAACGUGCAUUGUCUGCACUCUUCUCCCAAACAAAACAGCAAGAACGAAAGGAUGCCGAGGUUUUAGCAGAAGCAAAACGCAUUAUGGAAUCUCGUGCUGCUAAUAAAAAUGUGGAAGAAGCCGGAGCACCGACGAGCAUCCCUAAUGCUGCGGUUCCUGCUGACGGUGUAUCUCCCUUGAGCAACAAUCUUCCAUCUUCAGCUGCUACACAUCCAGCUGCAGCAGCGAAUACCUCCAUACCUGAUACACUGCGGAUGCUUAAAGUGUAUUUGAGAACCCAUGCACUUGAUCAAAUGGUUCAAGCAGUAACUGCUUCAGCUGGCAUUAGAAUGAUUAAAAGGGUGGAUCAAACUCUACAAGAUCUUGGGGUAAAUUUGAAGCCUAAGGUCCCAACAAAAGCAGUUUGUGCCGAACAUCUUGAGUUACGGAAUGAGAUACUCACACUGCUUAACAUACAGAAGCAGCUACAAAAUAAAGAGGCUGAAGUUUUAGCAAACAGAGAAAGUUCAUUCACAGAGGCACCGACCACACCUAAGCGUUCUAAUAGAGAUAUUGAUCGACCCUUUGUCCCUGAUAUGGCUGGGUUUGGAGGUGAGAGAGCAGUCAAACGGGACCACAAGAGGAAGGCCACUGGAAGAUUUGAUGCACCCCCCUCACCAACCCAGGGCAAGAGGCCUCGGAAGAUGAAGGCGUCUGAUUGAUAGUCGGACACAACAUAUAACAUCGGGAUGUAGCCAAAUAACCAGAGCCGGCCCUGGGCCAGGGCAAGAAGGACGUGGCCAAGGAAAAUAGGACUAGUCUUCUGUACACUAGGUUAGCCGUUCGCCACCUGUUUUGUAAAAUGGAAUUAAUGGUGGUUUUAACCUUGUUGUUGAUUGUGGAAAUGAACUCUGUUUUGUGCAAAGCAAUGCGCACGACGAUUCAGAGCAGAUCAAGAGUUGGAACUGGAUUCCAGAAAUGCUUUGGGCACCCAUAUUAUCGAAUUCAUUAAGUUCAAAGUUGCUCCUCGCCGUGGGGAUGAUCCCCGUGCGAAGAUAAGCUUUUGAACUUCUUUAAAUAACAAAGUUCUACGGA
Triticum dicoccoides is the source of this 1832-nucleotide messenger RNA. Its product is annotated as SWR1-complex protein 4-like. Bases 134 to 1459 code for a protein of 441 amino acids. The transcript has 16 exons. The record is from RefSeq and is a predicted model, not a curated record. NCBI's taxonomy places the organism in Eukaryota, Viridiplantae, Streptophyta, Magnoliopsida, Poales, Poaceae. Gene Ontology annotation, cellular component: Swr1 complex; NuA4 histone acetyltransferase complex. Gene Ontology annotation, biological process: negative regulation of transcription by RNA polymerase II; DNA repair; chromatin remodeling. Gene Ontology annotation, molecular function: transcription corepressor activity.